AUGUCGCAGCGCUACACAUUCCUCGUCCUUGGCGCUACCGGCGGCACCGGCAAACACUUUGUUGCCCAAGCUCUCGGUGAUGGCCACACUGUGCGCGCCCUCGUCAGAUCCCCCGGCAAGCUACCCUCCCCCUCACCCAACCUCCAAGUCGUCCAAGGCUCCAUCGCAGACCCCAUCGACACCGACGCCCUGGUCCAGGGUGUCGACUAUGUCGUAUCGAUGCUGGGCGACAAGAACCUGCAGCGGGACAACAAGAUCUGCACUACCUUCGUCAAGAAGCUGGUCCCCUCCAUGCGGAAACACGGCGUCAGACGGUUCCUAUAUCAGGCUGGGGGACUUAGUCGGCCUUAUCAGGGCUCUCUGUCCCCCAUCCUAUGGCUGCUGCGGUACACUUUAGCCAGGGGGUUUGAUGGACAGCAUCAGGACAACGAGGCGGUGAUGGAGUAUCUGGCGACAGAGGCGAUGGAUAUCGACUGGAUCGUCCAUCGGGCGGGCAUCGGGUCGGAUGGACCAAGCAAGGGGACCCUUGUGCGCUCCAGUAAGGACUUCAGCGUUGCGACGCAUCGGGACUGCGCGGAGUACAGCUAUCGCACGAUCAUGGAGAACGCAGCGAUCCAUACCAGUGACUUUAGCUGUUAUUCCAAGGUGUAG
Molecule: messenger RNA, 651 nt
Organism: Dioszegia hungarica
Lineage: Eukaryota; Fungi; Basidiomycota; Tremellomycetes; Tremellales; Bulleribasidiaceae
Product: NmrA family protein
Exons: 1
Coding region: 1-651 (216 amino acids)
Source: RefSeq, a predicted model, not a curated record